Messenger RNA from Elgaria multicarinata webbii, 6623 nucleotides. It is a transcript of the gene PLXNA4, whose product is annotated as plexin A4. Gene Ontology annotation, molecular function: protein binding; semaphorin receptor activity. The record is from RefSeq and is a predicted model, not a curated record. The transcript is spliced from 31 exons. Gene Ontology annotation, biological process: negative regulation of cell adhesion; regulation of GTPase activity; semaphorin-plexin signaling pathway involved in axon guidance. Gene Ontology annotation, cellular component: semaphorin receptor complex; plasma membrane. Lineage: Eukaryota; Metazoa; Chordata; Lepidosauria; Squamata; Anguidae. The coding region runs from base 1 to 5715 and encodes 1904 amino acids.
AUGUCAGGAGACAUGUGGCGAUGGACCUGCCUUGUCUUGCACCUUCUCCUCUGUGCUUCUGUGUUGCCUUCCGUGGUGAGGCAGCAGCCCACCCACCCAAAGAGACCGUUCCUCAACUUCACUGUGGACAUGGCAGAGGUCUAUUUCAACCACUUAGUGGUCGACGAAAGGAGGGGGCACAUUUACUUGGGGGCUGUCAACUGGAUCUACAAACUCUCGGGUGACCUGGUGGUGCAGGCUUCUCAUCAGACGGGUCCGGAUACUGACAACCCAAAGUGUUACCCUCCCAAGCUGGUCCAGCCUUGCAACGAACAGUUGAUGUCCACAAACAACAUCAACAAAAUGCUCCUCAUAGACUACAAAGAGAACCGGUUGAUUGCCUGUGGGAGCUUAUACCAGGGCAUCUGUAAACUCUUGCGGCUGGAUGACCUGUUCAAACUUGGGGAGCCUUUCCACAACAAGGAGCACUACCUCUCUGGAGUGAACGAGAGCGGCUCCGUUUUUGGAGUGAUUAUUUCUUACAACAACAUGGACGACAAGCUGUUUGUGGCUACUGCUGUGGAUGGUAAACCCGAGUACUUCCCCACCAUCUCCAGCAGAAAGCUCCCCAAGAACUCUGAGGCUGAAGGGAUGUUUGCUUACGUCUUCCAUGAUGAAUUUGUGGCCUCCAUGAUCAAGAUUCCGUCAGACACGUUCACCAUCAUCCCUGACUUUGACAUAUACUACAUCUAUGGCUUCAGCAGUGGGAAUUUUGUGUACUUCUUGACCCUCCAGCCUGAGAUGAUUUCUCCACCUGGCUCCACCACCAAGGAGCAAGUCUACACCUCUAAGUUGGUCCGCCUGUGCAAAGAAGACACAGCCUUCAACUCCUACGUUGAGGUGCCCAUUGGCUGCGAGAAGAACGGAGUGGAAUACCGAUUACUCCAGGCGGCCUACUUGUCAAAGGCAGGGUCCAUCUUGGCCAGGUCUUUGGGUGUCAGGCCAGAAGAUGACAUCCUCUUCACUGUCUUCUCCAAGGGGCAAAAGAGGAAAAUGAAGUCUUUGGAUGAGUCAGCUCUCUGCAUCUUUGUUCUGAAAAAGAUCAACGACCGUAUCAAGGAGAGGCUGCAAUCCUGCUAUAGGGGCGAAGGCACUUUGGAUUUGGCCUGGCUUAAAGUGAAGGAUAUUCCCUGUAGCAGUGCACUGUUAACAAUUGAUGAUAAUUUCUGUGGCCUGGAUAUGAACGCCCCACUCGGAGUAUCUGAAAUGGUGAGAGGUCUCCCCAUCUUCACAGAAGACCAGGACAGGAUGACCUCCGUCAUUGCUUACGUCUAUAAGAACCACUCGUUGGCUUUUGUGGGCACGAAAAGCGGCAAGCUGAAAAAGAUCCGUGUAGAUGGCCCAAUCAAAGGCGCCCUUGAAUAUGAGGUUGUUCAAGUGGUGGAUACCGGGCCGAUACUACGGGAUAUGGCCUUCUCAGUAGAUCACAAGCAUCUGUACAUCAUGUCUGAGAAACAGCUCACCCGAGUGCCGGUGGAGUCAUGUGGACAGUACAAAAGCUGUGGCGAAUGUCUGGGCUCGGGGGAUCCCCACUGUGGAUGGUGUGUGCUCCACAACACGUGCACAAGGAAAGAACAGUGUGAACGCUCCAGCGAGCCUAGGAGGUUUGCCUCCGAGAUGAAGCAAUGUGUCCGGCUCACCGUCCACCCCAACAACAUCUCCGUCUCCCAAUAUAGCGUGAUGCUGGUGUUGAAGACUUACAAUGUGCCCGAACUGUCGGACGGCGUCAAUUGCACCUUUGGGGACUUGUCGGAAAUGGACGGUGUGGUGAUGGGAAACCAGAUUACUUGCCAAUCUCCGGCGGCCAAGGAGGUGCCAAAGAUCAUCACUGAGAAUGGAGACCACCACAUUGUCCAGCUUCAGCUCAAAUCCAAGGAAACAGGCAUGACCUUUGCCAGCACGAGUUUUGUCUUCUACAACUGCAGUGUCCACAACUCGUGCCUGUCUUGCGUGGAGAGCCCGUACCGGUGCCACUGGUGCAAAUAUCGCCACCUUUGCACGCACGAACCCCUUAGCUGCCACUUUGCAGAAGGGCGGGUCAAGCUGCCAGAGGACUGCCCCCAGCUGCUGCAAGUCAAUAAGAUCUUGGUGCCGGUGGAAGUUAUCAAGCCCAUCACACUGAAGGCCAAGAACCUGCCUCAGCCACAGUCAGGGCAGCGGGGGUACGAGUGCAUCAUCAACGUCCAAGGCAGUGAAAAGAGGGUGCCGGCUUUGCGGUUUAACAGCUCCAGCGUCCAGUGCCAGAACACUUCCUAUUCUUAUGAUGGGAUGGAGAUUAACAGUCUGCCAGUGGAGUUGACAGUCGUGUGGAAUGGGAAUUUCAACAUUGACAACCCAGCGCAGAACAAAGUCCACCUCUACAAGUGCGGAGCCAUGAGAGACAGCUGCGGCUUGUGCCUGAAGGCGGAUCCAGACUAUGAAUGUGGCUGGUGUGAAGACCUGAAUCAGUGCACCUUGAAACACCAUUGCCCCAUCCUGGAGAACCGAUGGCUGGAGCUCUCGGGGACCGGGGGCAAGUGCACCAAUCCGAAGAUCACGGAAAUCAGCCCCGUGAGGGGACCCCGAGAAGGAGGGACCAGAGUGACCAUUCGGGGAGAAAAUCUGGGCCUGGAGUUCCGCGACAUUGCAUCACAAGUCAAGGUCGCCGGCGUGGAGUGUGUUCCCUUAGUGGAUGGAUACAUCCCAGCUGAGCAAAUAGUGUGUGAGAUGGGCGAGGCCAAGCUCAGCCAGCAUGCUGGAAAUGUCGACAUCUGCGUGGCUGAAUGUAAGCCGGAGUUCAUGGCCAAAUCUUCCCAGUUCUAUUACUUUACGAUUCUGACCCUUUCUGACCUCAAUCCGAAGCAAGGUCCCGUCUCAGGCGGAACACAGGUCACCAUCACGGGCAAAAAUCUAAACGCUGGCAGCAACGUCUCUGUGUCCUUUGGGCAGGAACCCUGCAUUUUUCACUGGAGAACUGCAGAAUACAUUGUCUGCAAUACUACAGCUUCCAGGAAUGGUUUGGAGAGGAACGUGGUGGAUGUGUCUGUAAAGGUGGACAAGGCCACGUUACAUAAAGAACUGGAGAAGGCCAAGUCCCACAAAGAGAUAAAGUUUAAAUACAUGGAAGACCCAACCAUCUUGAGGAUUGAGCCAGAAUGGAGCAUUGUCAGUGGAAAUACGCCCAUUACAGUGUGGGGCACUAACCUGGACCUCAUCCAGAACCCUCAGAUCCGAGCAAAGUAUGGUGGGAAAGAACACAUCAAUGUUUGUGAAGUGCAGAACGAGACAGAGAUGAUUUGCCAAGCUCCAGCCCUGGCGGUUGAUCCAGACAACCAGUCUGACCUCACCGAGCGGCCGGACGAGUUCGGCUUCAUCUUGGACAACGUCCACUCCUUGCUGAUCCUCAACAAAACCAAUUUCACCUACUACCCAAAUCCUGUCUUUGAGGCUUUCAACCCCUCUGGGAUAUUGGAACUGAAGCCAGGAACCCCUGUUAUAUUAAAGGGGAAGAACCUGAUCCCACCGGUGGCAGGAGGGAAUGUCAAGCUAAAUUACACCGUGCUGGUCGGUGAGAAGCCCUGUGUGGUCACGGUGUCAGAUGUGCAGCUGCUAUGCGAGUCCCCGAAUCUCACUGGACGGCACAAAGUGAUGGCUCGUGUAGGAGGGAUGGAGUUUUCUCCAGGGAUGGUGAACAUCUCCCCGGACAGCCCGCUCAGCCUGCCUGCCAUCGUCAGCAUUGCCGUGGCAGGAGGUCUCCUCAUCAUCUUCAUUGUGGCCGUGCUGAUCGCCUACAAGCGCAAGUCCCGCGAAAGCGACCUCACCCUCAAACGGCUGCAGAUGCAAAUGGACAACCUGGAGUCCCGGGUGGCCUUGGAAUGCAAGGAAGCUUUUGCAGAACUGCAGACGGACAUCCAUGAGCUAACGAGCGAUUUAGAUGGAGCUGGCAUUCCAUUCCUGGAUUACCGGACCUAUACGAUGAGGGUGCUUUUCCCUGGUAUUGAAGAUCAUCCUGUGCUGAGGGAUCUGGAGGUCCCUGGUUAUCGGCAGGAGCGGGUGGAGAAAGGCCUGAAGCUCUUUGCCCAGCUCAUCAACAACAAGGUCUUCCUUUUGUCCUUCAUUCGCACCUUGGAGUCCCAGCGGAGCUUCUCCAUGCGGGACCGUGGCAACGUGGCCUCCCUCAUUAUGACAGUGCUCCAGAGCAAGCUUGAGUAUGCCACCGAUGUCCUCAAGCAACUCCUGGCUGACCUCAUAGACAAAAACCUGGAGAGCAAAAACCACCCUAAGUUGCUGCUUCGGAGGACAGAAUCUGUUGCUGAGAAGAUGCUGACCAAUUGGUUCACUUUCCUGCUCUACAAAUUCCUCAAGGAAUGUGCCGGGGAGCCCCUCUUCUCCCUGUUCUGUGCAAUCAAGCAGCAGAUGGAGAAGGGUCCCAUCGAUGCCAUCACUGGGGAAGCCCGCUACUCCUUGAGCGAGGACAAACUCAUCCGGCAGCAGAUCGACUACAAGACCCUGGUCCUGAGCUGUGUGAAUCCAGAUAAUGUGAACAGCCCUGAGAUCCCAGUGAAGAUUCUGAACUGUGACACCAUCACGCAGGUCAAGGAGAAGAUCCUCGACGCCAUCUUCAAGAACGUGCCUUGCUCCCAUCGGCCAAAAGCUGCCGACAUGGACCUAGAAUGGCGCCAGACCAGUGGGGCGCGGAUGAUCCUUCAAGAUGAAGACCUCACGACCAAGAUCGAGAAUGACUGGAAGAGGCUUAACACCCUAGCCCACUACCAGGUAACCGAUGGAUCUGUGGUGGCCCUGGUGUCCAAGCAAGUUACUGCCUAUAACGCGGUCAACAAUUCCACUGUCUCCAGGACUUCCGCUAGCAAGUAUGAAAACAUGAUCCGCUACACAGGCAGCCCAGACAGCUUGCGUUCUCGGACGCCCAUGAUUACGCCCGACCUGGAGAGCGGGGUCAAGAUGUGGCACUUGGUCAAGAACCACGAACACGGAGAUCAGAAGGAGGGCGACCGAGGGAGCAAGAUGGUGUCGGAGAUCUACCUAACCAGGCUGCUGGCCACCAAGGGCACUUUACAGAAGUUCGUUGAUGACCUCUUUGAGACCAUCUUCAGCACAGCGCAUCGCGGCAGUGCCCUGCCCUUGGCCAUCAAGUACAUGUUCGACUUCUUGGACGAGCAGGCAGACAAGCACAACAUCCAUGACCCCCAUGUGCGGCACACCUGGAAAAGCAACUGCUUGCCGCUAAGGUUUUGGGUGAACAUGAUCAAAAACCCACAGUUUGUCUUUGACAUCCACAAGAACAGCAUCACGGACGCCUGCCUGUCAGUGGUAGCGCAAACCUUCAUGGACUCCUGUUCGACCUCAGAGCACCGUUUGGGCAAAGAUUCCCCAUCAAAUAAACUCCUCUAUGCCAAGGAUAUCCCCAGCUACAAGAACUGGGUGGAAAGGUACUACUCAGAUAUCGGCAAAAUGCCAGCUAUCAGCGACCAGGACAUGAACGCCUACCUGGCUGAGCAGUCCCGCAUGCACAUGAAUGAAUUCAACACAAUGAGUGCGCUAUCAGAGAUCUACUCUUACGUGGGCAAGUACAACGAAGAGAUCCUUGGCGCGCUCGAUCAAGACGACCAGGCUGGCAAGCAGAAACUGGCCUACAAACUUGAACAAGUUAUAACCCUCAUGAGUAUAGACAGCUGAGAACUGCCCUACCAGGGGACUCCCUGGGAGGGAUUUAAAAACAAAAACAAAAAACAAAACCAAGCCGUGCCUCAGUCAAGAACAUCCUCUUUACCAAGUGCAAGUUUCUGAUUGGCUGUCGAGCAAAGUCACCAGAACAGCUCUCGGCUCCUCUAAGGCUCGCCUGCUGGACCUAUGGACGCCAAGCAACUAGGCCUCAAGGAUUUGAGGGGCGUCUCCGUAGAGGAAUCCCAAACGUGGGGACCAUUUAGGUGGAGCUCCCUCGUCCACAGAUGCCCCUUCUGCCUUCACCCGGAGCAUAUCGUCUAAUCAUCCGUUCAACGACAGAGGGAGCCGUUCCGGCUUGCCUCCGUCAUGCUGCUUUAAUGGCGCUCUUUGGGCUCCGAGCCCUGGAGCAGAAACAAACUCAGUGUUAUUUGGAAGCUACACCAAGGCAGGACUUGCUCUCUUGCCUCCAAGAAUCCUGACGGAGUGGGGAACAAACUUUGCUCUUUUUCCCACCCGAGAGUGCUGCCCCUUCCCAUCAGACUGUCACCCGGUGGCUUGCCUCAUGGGGCUACCAUGGAAGAGGGAGGCCGCUUGCCCUGUGAACUCUCAGUGCGGUCAGCUGCUCUCCUGGGACUGGGUGGAGAAGGAAGAAAGGCCACCUUUUCACCUCUCCCCAAUUUUCGUAAAUUUAACUCUUUUCUUUUCUUUCAUGGAUCAUUGUCAUCUUCUGCCCAUGUCCACUGACUGUAUAACCACCCACACAAGCACACACCUUUCUUCGGCUACGGCCAUGCCUGUUUCAUCUCCAUUCAUUCUGGGAAAGCAGUCUAGAACCUUUUCCACAAUACGUGCGACAUUCAUCCCUUUUGAACCAGCAUGGCUGCACCUUGGGAGGUGACACACAGUCUCUAACUGAAGUG